AUGGGGACGCCGAGCCGCUCGGACCAGGGGUCUCUGCCGCCACCCGCCGCCGAGAGCGACGCUGAGGCCCAGCACCUAGAGGCCACCUCGCCGCGGGGGUCCUCCGGGGAGCCUCGGGAGCCAAAGCCCCCCCGGGUGCAGCCGGAGCUCCCGAGCGGCCAAGGAGCAGAGCGGCAAGCGGAGGAAGAGGAAGAAGUGGAGGGCAGCAGCACCGAGAGCAGCCGCGAUGCGGAACAGAGGCGGCUUAGGCAGGAGCGAGACCGUGUGGACAGUCUUCGGCAGAGACUCCGGGAGGCCCAGGGACAGCUCGACUCACAGCCAGAGGGCCAGCGAGAACAGCUUCUGCAGCGGGUGCAGGAGGUGAGGGACCAGCUGGAGGCAGCCCAGCGAGCCUACGAGGACCUGGAGUUCCAGCAGCUGGAGCAGGAGAGCCGGCGGGAGGAGGAGGAUCGGGACAGCCCUGGGGCCCGGGCGCUGGAUCCCAAGGUGCAGGAGCUCCAGGCCAGUGUGGCACAGCACAGGGUGAGCCGGACCCGGUCCCCACCCUCACCCUCCACCCCGCACUCUGCAUCUGUGCCUCUUUCUGUUCUGGUGGCCUGCCUCUGCCAUGUUCCUCUGGACAGGAUUGAGUAUUUACUGCGUGCCAGGCACCGUCUUAAGCCUGGUGGCAUAGUGGUUACACCUUGGAUUCUGCUCCGCAAGGUCGGCAGUUCGAAACCACCAGUUGCUCCUUGGGAGAAGGAGCAGGGUUUUCUGCUCCUGUGAAGAGUCACCAUCUCAGAACUUCACAUGGGCAAGUCUCCCUUGUCCUAUACUAUCUGGGCACUGUGAGUCCGCAUCAACUGGACAGCAGUGUGGCCCUGCCCUAAACUCACUGAAUGCUUACAGCCGUCUAAUGGGAUGAGUCGCAGAAUGGUGGAAGUGACCAUGUCAGAGCCCAUCUGACCUCAGGGGGCGAUCCUGAGCAUAGUCCACCCUCCCACCUUCCUCACCGAGCCUGACAUCCACUGCCGCUCCCACGGCCCCUCUCGUCUCUGCUGGGUUCAUCUCUUUCUCCUGGGUCUAGGAGGUUCUCAGCAAAGGGACCUUGGGCCCAAAGGACUCGCUCUGCAGCCCGGCUCUUAUUCGUGAUGGGAGUUAGGUUCUCCCUACCCCAGCCUGAAAGGGACUUGCUCUUUGAAGCCUAAUGGGGUGGCAGACCUAGAGCUUCGCGCACCCCAGCUGCCCAGCCUCACUCAGUGACAGGAGCAUGCCCGUAAAAGCAAGUCACGGCACCACCCAAGUCCUUUUUUGUCCCUUCUGUUUUAUACAUGGAGACACUGAUAUCCCAGGUACUCAGGGCAUUGUUCGGAGGGCCCGAACUGAACCUGCUCAGUGCUCAUUCUCCCAGUCAAGGAACCGCCAGGUCCCACGGGGACAAAGCAACGUGCUUGACUGUGUUUAAGCUGGAGCUUCCCAGAGUUGGAGGAGGAAGCCCUGGUGCUGGGUCUCCAUCCUCCACGGUGCUGUUUCUGGAAUUUUCCCUCUGUUUCGUACAGUUCCCCCCUGCCUCUGUCUGUCUGGCCGUUGUCACCCUUCUCUCUGUCUGUAGCCCUCUCCGUGAUGCUCUCUGGGUCUCUGUCUCCGUGCCGGACCCCCCCAGCCUCUGUCUGUGUAUCCAGUCCUCUUCCCUCCACCCCACCCCAGGUCUCUGUUGGACACCCCCCCCAAAGGGCAGAGCAUGAUGGGGCUUUACCCCAAGUUCCCCUCCAGGGGCAGCCAGCUCCCAGGGCUCUGAGAGCAAGUGGUGUAGACCUGGGGCUCUCAUGGAGAACCU
Messenger RNA from Echinops telfairi (small Madagascar hedgehog), 1816 nucleotides. Its product is annotated as pleckstrin homology-like domain family B member 1. NCBI's taxonomy places the organism in Eukaryota, Metazoa, Chordata, Mammalia, Afrosoricida, Tenrecidae. The transcript is spliced from 3 exons. The coding region runs from base 1 to 765 and encodes 254 amino acids. The record is from RefSeq and is a predicted model, not a curated record.